Molecule: messenger RNA, 1542 nt
Organism: Symbiodinium pilosum
Lineage: Eukaryota; Dinophyceae; Suessiales; Symbiodiniaceae
Source: the annotation of a GenBank genome assembly
AUGAUUGCACUGAUUAUACUGGCGAACACUGUUGGCCAUAGAUCGACUCCGGAACUUCCGCUUUCAGAAGAUCCUCAAGGAGAUGUGCAUCCUGAAGAACCCGAAGUAGCAGAGACUGCCACGGCAGAAAGAUCGCCCCAAGCAGCCUCAGCUGAAGGCGCAGACGCAGCAGAGGCAGAAGAGGCAGCAGACAAACCUGCACCCCUCGAGGCUCCCACAGACCCCAGCGAUGUGGCUGCAGCCACGCUGCCAGAGGCUCCUGUAGCCGCCGGAGCUGUGCAGGCUCAGACAGAUGAAGGCGCAAGCCCAAAAGCCGAAGACGAGAAUCUUCAGCUGACAGAGCCCAGAGAACCAGCAGGUAAUGAGAGUCUGCUAGUUGACCCAGCUGAGGCAGCUGAAGGGCCACCCGCUGAAGGCACGUCUGAAGCCGCGGCUGAAGCUGCGGCUGAAGCCACGGCCGAGGCGACGGCUGAAGCCACGGCCGAGGCCACGGCUGAAGCCACGGCUGAAACCACGAAGUCCUCUGCCGAAGUUUCCGCAGCAGCCCCUCUUGCAGAGGAUCACGUAGCACCUGCAGCGACAGAGGGUGUAGCUGGUGAAGCAGUGGCAGAAGCGACUGAAGCACAGUCAGCCCCGGCCAGACCACCCUGGCCUGCUGCGCCAGCAGAGGAGCCUCUCCAGAAGCCUCAGAAAGCAGAAGAGACAAGCGAGGCCGCGAAACCAGCGCCACGCUCGCGCGAAACGCCCUCCCAGAAAAAAAAUCUGCAGCGGUCUGGCAGCGCGCCGCCAGCUCGUGGCUACCAGGUCGCCCAAGCCUACAAGAACUCGAUUGAUCUCCCGCCGCGAUGGAGCAUGCGCCCGAAAACCAAUUUUGGGUCUCCCUUCAAGUCAUCCAAGCAAGCUGACGAAGGUGGAAUGUCUCCUGACAUGAGCUCCAAGUACAAUGAAAUCAGACCCCGAGCACCUGCUUGGAGCAUGAUUCCUCGGAGCUCUGGCAUCACCAAGACGUCAGAUCAGCCGGGACCGGGUGAGUAUGCGCAGCCCAGCACACUGUAUGGUUCACACCCGCAACUGCCAGUGCCCGGCAGGGUGUGCAAGUCCACACAGCGCCGAACGGGACCAACAGACCAGUUGGGGGAGAUGAAAAACAAUCCCAGCCCGCAUGAUUAUGACAUUGUGUGCUCUGGGCCUGACAAAACUCACAAGUUUGGUCGUGUGGACCAGGCAUCUGCGCCCAAGUUCACAAUGCGGCCAAAGGUGGCUUUCGGAUCGCAGUUCAAGAACGCAAAGCAAGCGGAAGAAGGCGGUAUGGCAGGUGAUAUGAGCUCCAAGUACAAUGAAAUCAGACCCCGAGCACCUGCUUGGAGCAUGAUUCCUCGGAGCUCUGGCAUCACCAAGACGUCAGAUCAGCCGGGACCGGGACAGUAUUUGCAGCCCAGCACGCUGUAUGGAAGUCAUCCGCAGCUCAAAGUACCUGGCCGCGUGGCCAAGACCACUUCAGAGAGGUUUCCGCCUCCUAAGGAGGACAACACACCGCUCUGA